AUGCAGGCCCCGGUCGUGGUUAUGAACACCCAGAGUGGUGAGAGACAGACUGGUCGAAAGGCCCAGCUGUCCAACAUCGCUGCCGCGAAGACUGUUGCCGACAUCAUUCGAUCAUGUCUCGGUCCCAAGGCCAUGCUGAAGAUGCUGUUGGACCCCAUGGGCGGCAUCGUGCUCACGAACGACGGUCAUGCCAUUCUUCGAGAGAUCGAGGUGUCGCAUCCCGCAGCAAAGAGCAUGAUCGAGCUUAGCAGAACACAAGACGAGGAAGUGGGCGACGGCACAACAACGGUUAUCAUUCUGGGUGGUGAGAUUCUAGCACAAGCCCUGCCGCAGCUCGAGCGAAACAUCCACCCGGUCGUCAUCAUUUCCGCCUUCAAGCGCGCGCUCAAGGACGCUUUAGAGAUCGUCGACGACAUUUCCCUGCCGAUAGAUAUCAACAAUGACAAGCAGAUGAACAGCCUGAUCUCCUCCUCCAUCGGUACGAAGUUCGUCUCGAGAUGGUCCGACCUGAUGUGCAGCCUGGCUCUCAAGGCCGUACGGACUGUCUCCUGGGAGGCUGGAAACGGCAAGCAAGAGGUGGACAUCAAGAGAUACGCGCGUGUGGAGAAGGUACCCGGUGGCGAGAUCGAGGACAGCAGAGUACUGGACGGCGUCAUGCUCAACAAGGACAUCACCCACCCGAACAUGCGACGGAAGAUCGAGAACCCGAGGAUCGUGCUGCUGGACUGCCCCCUCGAGUACAAGAAGGGCGAGUCGCAAACGAAUAUCGAGAUCACGAAGGAGGAUGACUGGAACCGCAUCCUGCAGAUCGAGGAGGAGCAGGUCAAGUCGAUGUGCGAGGCGAUUCUGGCCGUCAAGCCUGACCUGGUCAUCACCGAAAAGGGUGUCUCGGAUCUGGCGCAACACUACUUCAUGAAGGCCAACAUCACCGCGCUUCGCAGAGUCCGGAAGACGGACAACAACAGAAUAGCCCGUGCGACCGGCGCAACGAUUGUAAACCGGGUGGACGAUCUCCAAGAGUCGGACGUGGGUACUCAAUGUGGCCUGUUCGAGAUCGAGAAGAUUGGUGACGAGUACUUCACCUUCCUCACGCAGUGCAAGACCCCGAAGGCCUGCACCGUCCUCCUCCGUGGCCCCUCGAAGGACAUCCUCAACGAGAUCGAGCGGAACCUGCAAGAUGCCAUGGGUGUGGCUCGCAACGUCAUAUUCCACCCCAGAUUAUCCCCCGGUGGUGGAGCGACAGAGAUGGCCGUGGCCACCAGACUGGGAGAGCUGGCUAGGAACAUCGAGGGUGUGCAGCAAUGGCCGUACAAGGCCGUCGCCGAGGCUAUGGAGGUCAUCCCCAGAACGCUGGUGCAGAACGCGGGUGCCAGUCCUGUAAGAGUACUGACACAGCUUCGGGCCAAGCACGCAGAGGGCAAGAGCUCAUGGGGUAUCAACGGCGAGUCGGGCACCAUUGUGGACAUGAAGGAGUACGGCAUCUGGGAGCCGGAAGCAAUCAAGCUGCAGAGCAUCAAGACUGCUAUCGAAGCCGCCUGUCUGUUACUGAGAGUAGAUGAUAUCUGCAGUGCCAAGAAAGCGGCGCAAGUGGGAGCGGGACUAGGCGGAGGAGACGACUGA
Messenger RNA from Anthostomella pinea, 1620 nucleotides. The record is from the annotation of a GenBank genome assembly. Lineage: Eukaryota; Fungi; Ascomycota; Sordariomycetes; Xylariales; Xylariaceae.